Molecule: messenger RNA, 1026 nt
Organism: Penicillium diatomitis
Lineage: Eukaryota; Fungi; Ascomycota; Eurotiomycetes; Eurotiales; Aspergillaceae
Product: Cytokinesis protein sepH
Exons: 7
Coding region: 1-1026 (341 amino acids)
Source: RefSeq, a predicted model, not a curated record
AUGAGACGGCCUCGCCCAGCCGUCUUAUACAAAGAGAACUCUGUUGAGGAUUACUCAGAUUUGAUCAUGGCUAACGAGGAUGUCCUCGACCGCAGCUCGGAGUAUUUCACGAAUUGGACGAUGACCCUGACUCUCCGACACACGACAAAGACUGGCAUUUCGAGGAUGAACUGGCUGGCCAUCAUCCGCAACUACGAAAACAGUUCCAAUAUCGCCCGUGACAAGUAUGCCCGUCUACGCAAUCAGGUCGAAGAUCUGGUCGGCUCUCUGAAAACGUCUCAAGAUGAGGAUGUUCUCGCGGAGAUCUCCGAACAGCUUCUCACCGUAGUGGUGAAUGCUAUCAUCUACAAUGACUACGAGAUUCAAGAAAAUCCCUGCUUCGUCGGUGGUAUUCCCAUCCAAAUGUUCCAGACGUCCACUCUCACACUCCAGAUGUUCAUCAGCGCAGGCGGUCUCAACGUCUUGGUGGAGUUCCUCGAGGAUGACUAUGAAGACGAACGUGAUCUAGUCCUGAUCGGAGUGAAUGGCAUCUGUAGAGUGUGUUUGAGUUGCAGGGAUCUACGCCGUAAAACGAUUUUUGCAAGAAUAUUGUCCCGUAACUCUGUUCUUGAUCCGCUCUCUCUUGUGCUGAGUCGAGUCUUAGAUGAAGAUGGAGAAUUGGCCGAGGUCAUUGAGGGCCGCAUUGCAAACACUUUUUUCAUCUUUUCGCAGGCCGAAAACCACGUUAAAGAGAUGGUUGCGGAGCGCACAAGCGGUCCACUGACAGUUCUUGCAGGUGUUCUCAAGGAAUUGCGGCGGAUGUCUCCCGUGCAUCAGGUCACGAUGCUGAAGUUUAUUCAAAACUUGUCAAUGCUAUCCACAACGCUGGACGCCCUCCAGAAUUCCAACGCCAUCGACGUACUUACUGAGCUUCUUCAGUCUACCAUGGGCCGCAGUCACUUCCGCGAAGUGUCUAACCAGAUCCUCAACACCAUCUACAACAUGUCGUUUGAACAAGACUCGACAGGAAGACGCAGCAUCGAAUAG